AUGACAGCACUUUCCAGGCUUGAGAAGCCGGUGUACAAGGACUACCAGCGUAGUUUCUUCCAGGGGAGGAACAGGGACAUGUAUGUGGACCGCAGCAUCAACGAGGACAACUACAACCUCUUCAGCUUAAACCGUGUCUGCAGGACAGCGGACAAUGCGACAGGCUUCCUGUGUGACGACAGAGUGACCUGUAUCCCUCCCUCUGACCUCUGUAACGGGGUCGUGACCUGCCCCAAAGGAGCCGAUGAGGACACAGACAUGUGCAGUGAUCUCCCCAACAACCUUCCAGGUGGUCUUGUGUUUCGAUGUGGAAACCCUCCGUUUUGGGUCUUUACGGACAAGAAGUGUAACAACUUCAACGACUGUGGGGACUGCUCUGAUGAGAUUGGGCCUUAUGCUGGCUGUGCCCCCUGUGGUGUGUACUGGUGGUCCUGCAUACCCGUGGACUUCCAGUACUGUUCCUGCAUCCCUCGCUGUCUAUGCCGUGAUGGACGCCAGCACUGCUACGACUGGUCUGACGAGUACACCUGCCCCAAAAGUUUAACCUGCUAGACUAACUGCCACAUCCAUCCCCAUCCCCUAAUCUCUGAACCAAAUCCAAGGUGUAUACUCCAGCCAUGUGAACAUUCUGUCAUCAGAGACUGGAUCCACACCAAUGAUCA
Molecule: messenger RNA, 662 nt
Organism: Salmo salar (Atlantic salmon)
Lineage: Eukaryota; Metazoa; Chordata; Actinopteri; Salmoniformes; Salmonidae
Product: low-density lipoprotein receptor class A domain-containing protein 1
Molecular function (GO): protein binding
Source: RefSeq, a predicted model, not a curated record